GCAUUUUUUUGACUUGGGUAGAAGAAAAAAAAAAAAAGAAGAAGGAGACAUCGUCGUCGUCUUCUAGCUUUUUGAUUAUGUCCGUAACUCUAUAAUAAUAAUUCUCCGAGAAUUCGAUUGGAUUCAAUUCGAUAGAUGAAGGCUUCUGGAGUUUUAGCGGCUGCGGCGGCGAGGGUUGGACCGGCGUUGAGGAAGCAAGUAUUAACCUUGACGGACGAAGCUGCCUCUAGGGUUCAUCAUCUCUUGCAACAGCGUCAAAAGCCUUUCCUACGAUUAGGCGUGAAGGCUCGUGGCUGCAACGGCUUGUCCUAUACCCUUAAUUACGCUGAUGAGAAAGGGAAGUUUGAUGAGCUAGUGGAGGAGAAAGGUGUGAGGAUACUUGUUGAACCAAAGGCUUUAAUGCAUGUGAUUGGAACCAAGAUGGAUUUUGUAGAUGAUAAACUCAGAUCAGAGUUUGUGUUCAUCAAUCCUAACUCCCAAGGUCAAUGCGGGUGUGGUGAAUCGUUUAUGACAACAUCUACCUCCAGUGGUAAGUAGAGUGGUUGUCGAUACACGGAUAUGCAUUGUUACGACGACACUAUCAUAUAUUAUACUGUUGCUAGAAAUGGAGUGGAUGAGAAACAAAAGGCUUUGCAAUAAGAAUUGAGUUUUAUGUUUAUGUGCAACUUUAGGCAUAGAUUGGUCAUUGCAUUGCAUAUAUAUUGGAAGCUUCCGGGUUGUUGAUUAUAGAUAUUCCUGAAGCUAUGUGUUGAACGGAACGAGUUCUUGUUCUAGUGAUAUCUUGAGAUCAAUUCAUUUAUCAAAUUGUUGGAUUAUGUAAAUUAAUUUAUGGGUACUACUGAGGCCUUAGAGACAAUUCGUUUCUCUUGUAUAUAUAUAUAUGUUACUGAA
Molecule: messenger RNA, 891 nt
Organism: Camelina sativa (false flax)
Lineage: Eukaryota; Viridiplantae; Streptophyta; Magnoliopsida; Brassicales; Brassicaceae
Product: iron-sulfur assembly protein IscA-like 1, mitochondrial
Biological process (GO): iron-sulfur cluster assembly
Cellular component (GO): mitochondrion; cytoplasm
Molecular function (GO): 2 iron, 2 sulfur cluster binding
Source: RefSeq, a predicted model, not a curated record